AAAUUAUGAAAAAUCGAAUAAUUUGAAAUAUUUACAAAAAUAUUUUAAGUUGUUUGUUAACAUGCCGGGUGUGUAUGGUUGAUAAGAAAAGAGUGCAGACGUUAUUUUUGUUAAUAUUAACCUCCAAAGAUAUGACAAGCCACAAUGCUAAAAGUCCGGAUGUAGUCGGAUGAGAACAUGUAACCGCAGUUGUUAUUUGUGUAAAUGUUAUCACAUAUUUUUAAAACUAUAAGGUCUUGUUUUUGCAAAACACAUUCAAACAUUUGAUCACGUUCAUGCUGUGUGAAUUUCGCCUAUAAAUACUGAAACAGACGAGCAUAUACCACAGUCGACAUCUGACAGUUUCUACAGUAUAGUUGCAGUGUUCAGUGGAAAAUAUUCAAUUAAGAUAUUCCUAGCGUUCAGACGUGUGCUCUGGUGAGUUUUAUAUCGUUCAGAAGUGUGCUCUGUUGAGUGGCAAACUUUGAUUUUGUCGAAAACAAUUUUUUUUUUGAAAUUUUUAAAACAUAUUUAGUGUUUGGGUUCUAAUUUUUUUGAAUUCUAAGUUUUGAAUAUUUAUUAUUAUGUUAUUACUUAGUGUUGUUUGAUUUGGUCAGUUUUUUUUAAUAACGAAAACAUGAACACAUUCUUAGUCACUAAAGAUACAUUUAAGAAAAUUCGUAUUUCUCAUCCUUUAAUAACGAAAACAUGAACAAAUUCUUAGUCACUAAAGAUACAUUUAAGAAAAUUCGUAUUUCUCAUCCUUUAAUAACGAAAACAUGAACAAAUUCUUAGUCACUAAAGAUACAUUUAAGAAAAUUCGUAAAUUUGGCCUCCAGGGACGAACUCUGGAAUUUAAAAUCAGGGAUGUGCCGCAGAGUGAGGAACCUGUGGGAUGGGUAAAAAAGGCCAUCGAGGAGAUUGUACUUAAGGGAACAGAAGGUUUGGAACCAACCGAUCAGGUCGGUUUCACUUUUUGCUCGAAAGACUUUGCCAGAGGUCAGGGUUGGAUGAGGUUCAAGCCUGCCUGUGAAGUGACCGUUGAUGAUAUAUGGGAUAAGAUUAGUUCCAUAUAUCAGAGUAAUAGCACCGGCCUCAAUACCGAAACAUUUUGUUUGGGUAUUACGACGGUAAAACUGCCCGCGGGAAAAGGUGGUCCGAGAGGAAGAGCUUAUAACUCCUUUAACGAGGAGUGUUUGAAAAGGCGAGGAACUGUUGUUAUUAAAAACAAGGAUAAUCUUUGUUUACCUCGUGCUCUUGUGGUUGCAAAAGCUCACGUAGAUAAGGACCAAGAAUGGAAGAAGGUACGUCAAGAUAUUGGAAAAAUACAAGGACAAAGAGCCCAUCAACUGAUUGAAGCCGCUAAUGUAACAAUUCCUGUCGGAGGGGCAGGAAUACCCGAACUACAACAGUUUCAGGGACACCUCACAGAUUACAAAAUUGUGGUGUAUAGUUAUGGUAGCAAGGGUCGUGACGUUAUGUUCUGUGGUAACACUAAUGGUCCAGCGUUAAAUCUUUUGUAUCAUGAAGGACACUUUAACGUGAUCACUUCUUUGACAGCUGCUUUUUGUUGUAUUUAUUAUUGUGAGGAGUGCCACCAGCCGUUUAACAACAAAAACGACCACAGAUGUGGUGGUACAUGUUUUGCUUGUCGUCGUUCACCAGCUUGUUCCAAAGAUUGCGUGAAAAUACCCUGCGAUCAAUGUGGUCGAAACUUCUACGGUAAGGCAUGUUUCAAUGCUCACCUAGGAUCGGUAUGCGAUAAAAUCAAAAGGUGUAAGACCUGUUACAAGAUCUACACCAAAAGUCAUGUCUGUGGUGAGGUCUUCUGUAAAACUUGUAAGAAAAAUUGUCCGUCAGAUCAUCUUUGUUACAUACAGCCCGAUUCUGGUCUUCCUCCAUCAAGCGAUUUUCUAUUUAUAUUUUAUGAUUUGGAAACUAGUCAGGAAAAGAUAUUGGCUGAUGGUUCGCUUCUUCAAGAACCAAAUCUCUGUGUAUUUAAUCAACGUUGUUACAAAUGUCUCCCUGAGAUGAAAUUAGUUUUCUGUCAAUCUUGUGGAUUUCGCCAAAAGAUUUUGAGGGGUCUUGACGUAAUAAGUCUUUUUAUGAAUCAUAUUUUGCAAAUUAGAAAAAAAUUCAAGAAUGUUGUCGUGUUAGCUCACAAUGGAGGAGGCUUCGACCAUCAAUUUAUUUUAAAUUAUAUUUUAACAAAGACUGAUUUAACCCCUGAUCUCAUUAUGCGUGGUACAAAGUUGGUGUCAAUGGCUGUUGGUAACGCUCGUUUUCUCGAUAGUCUUAAUUACUUUCCAAUGGCGUUGUCUGCUCUACCUAAAGCUUUUGGGUUGACAGAGUUGAAAAAGGGAUAUUUUCCACAUCUGUUUAACAGAGAGGAAAAUCAAUCUUAUGUUGGACCUAUGCCUGAUCUAAAAUUUUACGACCCCGAUAAUUUAAAAGAUGAUGCACGUGACAAGCUGAUCGCGUGGCACGCUGAAAGAGUAGAUGAGGGAUACGUUUUUGAUUUUCAAAAGGAAAUUGUUGAAUAUUGUAUUAGCGAUGUUGAGAUUUUGACUAAGGCUUGUCUCACUUUCAGAAAACAGUUGAUGGAUACUUCAAAUGUCUGUCCGUUUUUCGAGGCAACAACUGUUGCAUCGACGUGUAACAAGGUAUUCAGGCGUAAUUUCUUACAACCAAACACAAUAGCCCUUAUUCCAAAAGGUGGCUAUCGUUUUAAAGAUAAUCAGUCGAAAAUAGCUUUGCAGUGGUUAUUGUGGGAAGAGAAGCAACGCUGUAUUAAAAUUCAGCAUGCCGCCAGGGGACCUGAAGCUCUUAUUGGAAAUUGUAGGGUGGACGGUCUUUACGAAAACACCAUCUUUGAUUUUCAAGGUUGUUAUUACCACGGUUGUCCUACUUGUUACCCUACAGAUAGAACUGCACCCCUUCAUGACGAUCCUUCAGAUUGUAUGGAAAAUCGUCAUGAUAAAACAAUUGCUAAAGUUAAGCAUCUCAGAUCAAUAGGAUAUGAGGUGGUUGAAAUAUGGGAAUGUCAAUUCCGUAAAAUGCUGACGGCCGAGAUAAAGGCGUAUACCGAGGGGCAUCCUCUUAUGGCUAGUUUACCUUUGAAUCCUAGAGAUGCUUUAUAUGGUGGUCGUACAGGCAAUACUGUAGAGUAUUACAAGUGUAAAGAUGGUGAAAAAAUUAAAUACGUUGAUGUUUGUUCGCUUUAUCCGUGGGUAUGCAAGUACGGAAAGUUCCCAAUCGGACAUCCAAAGAAAAUAUAUAUUGGACAGGAAUGCACUGCUGUAGACAUUACUGAGUUAUCUGGAUUAAUAAAGUGUAAGGUGCUUCCUCCUACAAACCUCUAUCAUCCUGUUCUUCCUACCAAGAUGAACAGUAAAUGUAUGUUCGUUUUAUGCCGAAAGUGUGGAGAGGACUUUGCGGAAGAAGAGUGUGAGCAUUCGAAUGAUGAACGGGCUCUAUCAGGUACUUGGGUGAUUGAGGAGGUAGUGAAAGCUUUAUCAAAGGGUUAUAAAAUAAUUGAGACCUAUGAGAUAUGGUCCUAUGAUACUUUACAGUUAUCGAAAUCUCAGAAAGGUCUUUUUUCCGAUAUGAUGAACAAAUUUAUCAAAGUGAAACAACAAGCUUCAGGGUGGCCGCGAGGAUGUGUAUCGGAUGAGGAAAAGAGCCGGUACAUCGAGGAGUUUCUUCAGAGGGAGGAUGUCAGGCUGGAGUUUUCCGACAUAACGGAGAACCCUGGUCUGAGGUCGUUGGCUAAGCUUAUGCUCAAUUCUUUCUGGGGUAAGUUCGCUCAGCGAGAGAACCUCCCUAAAACAUCCAUAAUAAACAAGCCUGGAGAAUUUUUUGCUAUGUUGAUUAAUCCAUCCAUUCAGGUUAAUACGGUGAUCCCUGUAAAUGAGGACACACUGGUUGUUACGUGGGAGUAUGUGGAGGAGGCGUACUCAAUGUCGUCAACAGUUAAUGUUGUUCUGGCAUCAUACGUUACGGCUCUGGCUCGUCUCAAAUUGUACUCUUAUCUGGAGAUUAUUGGGUCUCGGGCAAAAUAUUACGACACAGAUUCGUCUAUUUACCUUUCCAAGGCUGGCUUACCUGAUCUCCCAAUAGGUGAGUGUAUAGGUGACUUAACUGAUGAGUUGGGUGGGGGGUAUAUUUCAGAGUUCGUUUCUGGAGGGCCUAAAAAUUACGCAUAUAAAUACACUUUGCCUAACGGUGAAGAAAAAAUUUGUUGUAAGGUUAAAGGUAUUUGUCUAAAUUAUGAGGCAUCUAAAUUAGUUAAUUUCGAUACCAUUAAGAAGAUGGUACUUAUGAAGUCUGACCCUGUUUCUGUGGUGACUAAACAAAUACAAAGGACACAGGAUCAUUGUGUUAUCACAAAAACCCUUGAAAAAAAAUAUAGACCAAACUCAGCAAAAAGAAAAUUUUUUGAAGAUUUUACAUCCGUACCUUAUGGUUAUAAAAAACUUAAAAUUUAAACUAUAGCCCAGACUCAGCUUUUUUAUUUUUUAACACUAUACCUGUUUAACACUCACAAUCAACAUUUUUAAUUAGUAAGUUAUAUAUUAAUAGAUUACUUUUUGUUUUGUCAACAGUGGAUGCUUUUUCCUCUGCGAUACAACCGAUCGUCUGUCACACUGAAAAGUGGGUUACUAAAAAGUUGUAGUGAGUUGUCGUUUGUCCUACAUGAUUAAAAAUCGUUAAAAGAUGUUCAGUUAAGACCAUUAAAAGAUAUCUGAUAUAUAGCCCACUGGCAAAUUAAUGAGCCGUUCUGGUUACGUCCGUUGCUCGUGUAGCCACUCAUUAUAAAAGAUGGCAAUCAGAUCAUAAAAAGAUGUCUGCUGAACCAUUUCCUGUAUGUUUAAAAAAGAUGUUCAGUUAAGGUCACUAAAAGAUAUUCGUUAUAAAAAUGUACUAUAAAUAAUGUUAAUAAAAAGAUGCCUGCUGAACCAUUUCCGGUAUUUUAAAAUACAAUAAACAGUUUUCAGCUAUGAACCACUUUGUGAUUUUGUAACAUCAUUACAGCUUUGCUCGUUACUUACUAGAAGGUGGGGCAACAAUCGCUUGUUCUAUGCUAUCACAAAUAUAUAUAUAUUGAAUCACAUUUGAUUCCUCUGAGGAAAUUUGGUGGUUGUAGGCCUC
Diabrotica virgifera virgifera (western corn rootworm) is the source of this 5130-nucleotide messenger RNA. RefSeq lists its product as uncharacterized. Lineage: Eukaryota; Metazoa; Arthropoda; Insecta; Coleoptera; Chrysomelidae. Bases 759 to 4466 code for a protein of 1235 amino acids. Gene Ontology annotation, molecular function: nucleotide binding; DNA-directed DNA polymerase activity; DNA binding. Gene Ontology annotation, biological process: DNA replication. The record is from RefSeq and is a predicted model, not a curated record. The transcript has 2 exons.